Nicotiana tabacum (common tobacco) is the source of this 2813-nucleotide messenger RNA. Lineage: Eukaryota; Viridiplantae; Streptophyta; Magnoliopsida; Solanales; Solanaceae. The record is from RefSeq and is a predicted model, not a curated record.
CCCCCUCUAUUAGAAUAUGUCAACCAAGUUGUGGGUGAUAGUAAUGUUACUUUUGAGAAGGAAUCUGGUCAAGAUUUAGGGGGCUGUGAGGGUUUGGGAACUUCUGAAAAAGCAUCCAAUACUGCUGAAAAUAGUGCCAAUAAUAGUGUGCCUACAGCUGUUACUACUGAUGAUAGUUCAAACUCCUCAUCUGAAUCUAGUAGCAACACUGAUAAUAGCUCAGAUUCAGAGCAUGAGGAGUUGUUUGAAGAAGGAGAAGCUGAUUAUGGCAGUGAUACACAUGAGGAAUACAUGGCAUUUAGGGCAGAAAGAAGGACCGUAGAGAUGAGGAAGAGGAAAGAAAGUGCUCCUGAACAAGAACAUGUUAAACUAGGUAAGAGAGGGCCAGAUGUGGGGUAUGAUGAAUAUGAAUCUAGGAAGAAGAAGAGUUUAGAAGGUAAGAUAGGUGGUGAUGAGCCUUAUUACCUAUCAGAUGAAGCUGCUAGUUUUGAGACAGAUCCAGAUGAUGUUGAUGAUGAAGGUAAAGGGGAGGUUCAAGAGAAAGUUAAAGCUAUAAAAAGAAAGACUAAAAGAAGAGUAAUCUUUGACAAGACUUGCAAGAAAAUAGUUUGGGAAACUGGACUUGCAUUUGCAAGUGUGAGAGAUUUCAAAGAAUCUGUAACUAAAUAUGUUGUUCAAUAAAAGGUUUCUAUAGAAAAGUAUGUAAAUGAACCUACAUAGGUGAGGGUAAAGUGCAAGAAGGCAUCCUGUCCUUGGCUUCUAGUUGCUAGUUAUGAUUCUAGGACUAAGGAUUUUGUAGUCAAGAACUACAAUCCAGUUCACAAAUGUGACCCUACUAACAGAAACAAGCUAUAUAAUUCAAAGUUCUUGGCUAAAAGGUUCAAUGAGAUGAUAAAAGAACAACCUAACAAUAGAAUAUUCAAGUUUCAAGAGUUCAUUAGAAAUAAAUUGGGAUUAUAUGUUGGGAGGACAGUUUGUAGGAGGGCAAAAAAUAUUGUGUUGAAUGAGAUAAUGGGUGAUCAUAAACUGGAGUAUGGCAGGAUUUUAGAUUAUAGGGAUGAGUUGCUUAGAUCUAAUACAGGGAGUAUAUGUGUAGUGAAACUUAGUGAAGAAACUUUUGAAGGUGGGAAGAAAAUGUUUGUUGGGUUCUACAUUUGUUUUGAUGUAAUGAAGAAGUCAUACUUAGCUAGUUGUAUGCCAUGCAUUGGAUUGGACGGAUGUUUUUUAAAAGGGGUAUAUAGAGGCCAACUACUUGUAGCAGUUUGCAAAGAUGAAAAUAAUCAGAUGCUUCCACUUCCUUGGGUUGUUGUUGAGAUUGAAAAUAUGCACACUUGGAGGUGGUUUGUCAACCUUUUAAAGAGUUAUCUUCAGUUUGGAGAUGGUACAAGUCUGACCAUAAUAACAGACAUGCAAAAGGGGCUUGAGAAUGCUAUAGCAGACCUGCUUCCAAAUUCUAAGCAUAGGAUGUGUGCAAGGCACAUCCUAGCUAACUGGUCUAAGAAAUGGAGGGGCAUAGAGAGAAGGAACUGCUUCUGGAGGUGUGCAAGGUCUACCUAUGAGUGGGAGUUGAAGAAAAAUCUGGAUGACAUGAAGAAAUUGGGGACUAAGAUAGUUGAUGAACUGUUGUACUACAACAUUGAAAGAUGGAGUAAGGUGUAUUUCAACACAUUCUGCAAGUCUGAUAGUAUUGACAAUAAUAUGGCAGAAUGUUUCAAUGCUUGGAUUUUGGCAGCAAGGCAGAAGACUAUAGUGACAAUGCUUGAAGAAAUAAGGGUGAAGAUGAUGAACAAAAUAGGUCAUCUCAGACAGUUUGGAAACACUUGGAUUACUGAUUUUUCACCAAUGGCCAUGAAAGUCUUGGAAGAGAACACAGAAAGGUCAAUGAAAUGUAACAUUUUCUGGACUGGUGAACAUGGAUGUAAAGUGAAGCAAUGAUCAGGUGCAAGUGAAGUGAAGCAUUUGGUGGACAUCAACAGGCAAACAUGCACCUGCGUAGUUUGGAUGUUAAAAGGCAUACCAUGUGCUCAUGUAGUUGCUGCCCUGCAUUAUAAAAAUCUGGAGCCUAUGAACUAUAUUUUUCACUGGUACAGUAAUGCCACUUACAUGAAAACAUACAAUUACUUUUUUCAUCCUGUCUUGGGUAUGAAUAUGUGGCCAGAGUCACAAAAUCCAACUGUUAUACCACCUCAUGAAAAGAAGAUGCCUGGAAGGCCAAAGAAAGUUAGAAGAAAAGAGCCUGGUGAAAAUAAGACAGGAAAAUUGUCCAAAAGUGGAGUGGAAAUGACAUGUAGCAAUUGUCAUAACAAGGGUCAUAACAAAAGGGGUUGUGCAAAGGCUGCUGGAAGUAAUACUGCUGCAACUUCAGCAAGUUUGGUGCCUACAAGUGUUGGUAGUUCAAAGCCACCAAAGCAAAGUACUGGAAGAGAAAGGGGUAGGCCAAAAGGUUCUAAAGAAAAGGAUGUUGGUACUAGCACUGAUGUAAGAACACAAUAUAAGAAACCAAGGAUGGUUGGGAUGGGAGUUUUACACACUCAAAGUGGCUUCAAAAUUCAAAAAAUCCUGGAAUGUCAUCUACAAACUUUAAGAAUGUGAGGUCCUCGGCAGAAGUAACUGGAGAUCUAGGCCAUCAACCAACAUGAGGUGUUAAAUGGAAAGGUAAAGAAGCUAUGACAUCAAGGCAGCUUCAAUAAUUGAGAGGCAAGAAACUCAUUCAAACAAGGUCUAGGGCUGUUAAGUUGAGCCAGGAAAGCACCACUGCAAAUCAACCCAGUUGAUGAAGCUAUGAUUUUGUUGAUGACUAUAUUGCAAUAGAC